AUGAAUCGUCUUCUUGUUCGACGUUGUAGUAUGUCGUCUAUCGAAGAAGAAGACGAACCAUCGACUUCGGACGAACUAACCACACAAUCAGUGCAAUUAUCAUCAUCAGCAGCAGUCAAACAUUAUUCUCAAUUACGACAGUCGCCUUCUAUUAUUGAGUGGGAUUCGGAAUUAUCCGAAUCUGAACAAGAAUUCGACGAUAACGAUGACGAUCUGAACGAGAAUGGUGAAGACCGAGCGGCCAACCGAGCAUUACAAAACUUUAUUCAAACAUCUUCAAAACAUUUGCAAUUGGAUCGCAUUGAUCAAGGUUAUCUAAAGAUCGCAAUUCAGAGGAUCCAUACGAUCACCGAAGGAGAUAGACGUGAAAAACGUAAAUCAGCACAAAUGAAUAACAAAUUGAAGGAAAAAUAG
Adineta ricciae is the source of this 414-nucleotide messenger RNA. NCBI's taxonomy places the organism in Eukaryota, Metazoa, Rotifera, Eurotatoria, Adinetida, Adinetidae. The record is from the annotation of a GenBank genome assembly.